Molecule: messenger RNA, 3701 nt
Organism: Mytilus californianus (California mussel)
Lineage: Eukaryota; Metazoa; Mollusca; Bivalvia; Mytilida; Mytilidae
Product: exonuclease mut-7 homolog
Exons: 19
Coding region: 67-3447 (1126 amino acids)
Biological process (GO): nucleobase-containing compound metabolic process
Molecular function (GO): 3'-5' exonuclease activity; nucleic acid binding
Source: RefSeq, a predicted model, not a curated record
ACCACAAAAAUCAAAAAUCGCAAAGAGUGAGUUCAAAGUGGAAAGAACUUAAUUUUUGCACAUGAAAUGAUAAUAUUUUUACAGAUUUUAUGGGUUUUUGGUAAAGAUUUUGUCUCGAGUAUCUUCUACAGGAAAACUAACAACAAAAGCGUUCAGUUCGACGGCAUAACUCAAGAGAAACUUGACCGUUUCUUGGAUUUAGCAAAAUUAGUUGAUGAUACUGCCAGUAAUAAGCUGACAAUUACUACAAGACGGUCAUAUCCUGAAGCUACUAAAAUGUAUGAUGAAUCAAGUGAUGAAGAUGGAGGGUUUAUUUUAUCCUCACCUGCAGAUGUCCUGGUUAAUAAAGGAGCCUCUUCAUUAGAACCACAGCAUUCUCCUUCACCCACCGAUAAAACAUCAAGGGCAGAUAAAUCAGAAUUACAUGAUGAGAUACGACCACAUCCAUUUACUCAGAAAAGUUGUGAUAACACAGUGCUAUUUCAAAGCCGAAUGCGUCCACAUCCCCUAGUACAGAAUUAUGGACUUCCAUCCUCUAAUUUGAGACAUGUGCAGCCUCAUUCCAGUCAACUUAACAAUUCAAGUAUUUGUGUAGAUAAUGAUUUACAGCACACUGUAACAUCACAUGCAGUGACUUAUACAUCUGUUGAAAGGACACCAGAAUCAGCAGACAGUUACAAACCAUUAAAAACUCAUGCAGAAGAGUUUCCUGCUUUGUCAAGAGGAAAUUUAGAUAGCAAAAAUCGUAAGAAAAUGAAGCAAAGUAGUGCCAAAAAGAUUAUUGGAGGUAACACUGAUAAGGUUGAAUUUGAUAUGAAUGAAGUUAAACAAAGUAAUCCGAAAGUUUCAGAGAAGUGGUUAAAAAACACAUUGGAGAUGAAGUCUGUCUAUGAACCAUCUCGAUCAGAAAUGAAGAGUUUAUUGGAAUAUGUAGAGAAUAAAUGGUUUGAUCAAAAUCCUACAGACAAAUCUCAGGCUUCAACUUUGAUAAGAGAAUAUUAUUCAAGAUCAUGUCAUCCAUAUGCACUUGCUGUUUAUUUUAUAGAAAACUGUCGUGAUCAUAACUCAGGUAAAACAACAUCACUGUGUUACUAUUUCAUGAAAGAGUUUUUAGCAUGGUUAAAAAAUACCCAUGUUGUAAAUCAGAAGGAAUUAUUAACAGAGGAUAUCAAAUUGAGAGCAUUACAAGCUUGCACACGAUAUAAUACCGCACUUUUUAGUAUGGCAGUCACAGCAUUUCAGCUGAAUCAGCACGGAAAUGAAUACAUGUUGCCACAGAUUAAAUUUUUCUUAGAGAAAAAGAAAUAUAAUGAGGCUGCUGUUGUUGCUGGUAAAUUGGGACUUCAAGAUCAUUUUACCAUAGAUGAGAUAGCCUUGCCCUUAGUUCUGCAGGACAAAGUAAAUGUUUUAGAAACAUAUGCAACUGGUAACCUCAAACUACAACAAAUGGUUGUACAAAUGUUAGAUAGUCUGGUGGAUAAAGAUGUUGUUAUUGAUGAUAUAAUAAGUAAAAGUGGUGUAACAAAUCCAAAGAGGGAGAAAUUGAAUAGAAAGACACUUAGUAAACUUGCAGCAAGACUGAUGAAGUUGUAUGAUAUUCCACAAGAAUUAUGUCCAAACAUAAGUAAAGCCAGAGGAGUUGGAGCAUUGAGGUACCUUUUAUACAGAAGAUAUAUAGAGGGUAAGAUGGGUACAGGAAGUUGGGAAGAACUAGUAGAGAAUGCUGUUGGUGAUAAUGAUUAUUUGAAGGAACAGCUAGUAGAACAAUUAAUGUGUUAUAAUGAACUUACAGAAGCUGUUAAAUGGGCUAGACAUUUCAAGUUGACUGAUGAAUCUAUUCCAGAAGUGGUUGCUGUGAAAAGGAGAACAAUGGAUGAAGGAGAAAAUACACAAGAGCAAAAUGCAGAAGGAGAAAAUUGGGACGAUGACUGUUAUUCAGAAACAGAAAUGUCUGCUCACUAUUAUACUUUAAACUUACCAGAUGAUCAUAUUACUGUUAUAGAUACUAAAGAAAGGUAUCAGGCUUGUCUGUCUACUCUUACAAAGCCAGGAACUAUGAUUGGCAUAGAUGCAGAAUGGAAACCAAGUUUUGGUUCUCAAGUACAAAAGGUAGCUUUGAUACAGUUAGCAACAUAUGACCAUGCUUACCUGAUUGAUGUGAAGACUUUACUGACAAUUCUAACAGAGGAUGAUUGGCAGCUCAUGGUCAUAUCUGUCUUCUGUAAUCAAGAUAUUGUCAAACUAGGUUAUGGACUAGAUUCUGAUUUUAAAAUGUUUAUCAAGACAUUCCCUUUCAUGGAGAAAACCCUAGCUAAGAUGCAGAGAGUAGUUGAUUUGGAGAAAUUGGCACAAAAGGUUUUAGAUAAAGUGAUUAACUUUAUGCCAGAUACAGAGGAUGCAUCAGAUGAUGACAAAGAGGACGAUAAUGACAGUGGUAUAAACUUCAAGUUCCAGAAAAUAGAAGAAAGAGGUCUGAGUGAACUUGUUCGUCAGUGUUUUGGAAAAGCCUUAAAUAAAUCUGAACAGAUGUCUGACUGGGAGAGAAGACCACUUAGACAACCUCAGAUUAUAUAUGCAGCAUUAGAUGCCUACAUUCUUCUAAAGGUCUAUGACAAACUUGUGAAAAUAGCCAGAGAAGAACAUCUGAAAAUAGAUUUGGAACCACUAACUUCUAUGAGAUGGAUGAAAAUGAGUAGAGGAGAUAAGAAAAAGGCCAAGGCAAAGGGUCAGAAAAUAAAACCAAGGCUUCCCAAACAGUUGCCUCCAGGUCCAAACCAACAAUCACCAUACGAUGCUGAAUCACCGGUCUCUCCAGGGGAUUUUACAGUAGUGGUGGAUUCCAUGUUACAAGGACUUGGGAAACAACUGAGAAGUUGUGGUGUGGAUGUACAUAUACUUGAUAAUACUGAUAGUCAUGACAGGGCUAUAGAGAUCUGUCAAAAAGAGAAGCGUGUAGUUCUCACUUCAGGAAUGCCUUACACGAGGGUCCAAGGAAUAGUAGGAGAAAAAAUGUGUUAUAAUGUACAGACAACCACUGCUAGAGAACAAGUGGUAGAGGUUUUACAGUAUUUUAAUGUCAAGGUUACUGAAAAAGACAUAUUUAGUAGAUGUAAGGUAUGCAAUGGAAAUGUCUAUCUUCAAGUUCCAAGCAAUGUAUUUAAAGAAAAUUGGGUAAAGUUAAGGACAUUCAGUGACCAAGAUAAACCAAUCACAAAGCCCAAUGUCCAAUACGGCAUUAAUUGGUCAACCAUGACUGUUGUAAAUAACAAUGUUCCACUUCAGUUGGACUCUAUACCAGAGCCCAUGUUUGACAAAGUUAAUAAGUUCUUUUGUUGUGGAACUUGUGGUAAAGUAUUCUGGGAAGGAUCACACUUUGCUAAAGUAUGUGAUCAGUUUUCACAUGUUUUAGAUAUGACUGAUACAGGAAAGAAUAUUUAUAACAGUUGAUUACAAAAAAUGAAUUGUUUUGAGUUGAAGAUUAUUAUGCAGUUUUAAUAUUGAAAAUGAACUAAAUGGAUAAAAGAAUGGAUUGCUACAUUUAACAAUAUGUGCCUAUGAAGAUCAGGAGUACAAGUAAUCUACGGUAAAAUGACUGAUGUUUUUGAUGCAAUGUUAUUAAGUAUGUUGACUAGAUUGACAGUUGUUUAAUCAUUUAAUAUAUGCAAAAACAAAACAUGAAAAAUUAAAAUUUUGUAAAUACA